Leguminivora glycinivorella is the source of this 8370-nucleotide messenger RNA. It is a transcript of the gene TTLL5, whose product is annotated as tubulin polyglutamylase TTLL5. NCBI's taxonomy places the organism in Eukaryota, Metazoa, Arthropoda, Insecta, Lepidoptera, Tortricidae. Gene Ontology annotation, cellular component: cilium. Gene Ontology annotation, molecular function: tubulin binding; tubulin-glutamic acid ligase activity. Gene Ontology annotation, biological process: protein polyglutamylation; microtubule cytoskeleton organization. The transcript is spliced from 20 exons. The coding region runs from base 36 to 3110 and encodes 1024 amino acids. The record is from RefSeq and is a predicted model, not a curated record.
UGCGUGCUCUCCGCUGUGAUGUGAAAAUUUGUGCGAUGGGAAAACUAUUUGAUCCACAUGUCCUAUCAUCAGGAGUAUCGAAUCCGUCUACCUCCGGCCUUCAAACGCAAGACAGUAUGAAAACACAUGACGAAGAAGUCAAUACAGGCAGAGAUAAGGACAAUAAGGAGGCAUGUGUGUCCGACUGGCUUUCGGGCGGACCCCUGGGCUCCAAAGGUGUGGUCCUCGUGUUCCGAUCAUGUGUCCUGGCCUCCCGAACUCCCUCCAUGGAAUCCACCACCAAAUCCACCGGUCAAAACACAGGCACCGCUAUCUUAUUAAACAAAGCCAGAAACAUGGCUCGACGCCUAGUGCCCGAGCCCCACACGUUCAAACCCAACAAUAUAAUGCAUGAAGUCAUGGAAACCUUUGGCAAUAGCAACAAAUUCGCCGGCCAGGCGUACGUCGUACGGCAUGUCAGUGAAUCCGUUUGUCGUGAAAAACGCAUUAUUUACCGCUUGCCCCCAUUACCCCGUGAUAUAUUGGACGUACCAGAGACAAUAUCCAUAGAAGAGCAGGGACACGAGACGGUGGAACAUAAGAGGGAUAUAGAGGAUGUGUUGAACGACUUGAGUAAGAUCACGCUGAAGAAAACUUUGAACAUCGAGAACAUCGAGAACACAACAGCGAACAUCAAACCACCGGAAGAUCCCCCACCUCCCGCUGUCGAAGAGAAAAAGUCCAAAAAGAACAAAGGGAAAAACAAAAGAAAAACAGUCAUAAAUAAGAAAAAUUCCACAACAAAUCUCCAGAUAGGCAGUCCGCUGGAUAGCGACGAUUCGGAGCAACUAGUCAAAGAGGUGGACAGCGUUAAGGUUCUCGAAAGCAACUGCAUGCCCGCCCGUCUCCUCAAAAUCACGUACAAACUAGUCAACACAGAAACCAAACUCCUGCACCGACUGCUGCAAGCCCACGGGCUCGUGGAGGCCGUGCCUGACGCCAAGGACGUCAACCUGCUGUGGUCCGGCCUACACCCCAAACCUGACGUACUCAGGUCCCUGUCGCCUUAUCAGAGGGUCAACCACUUUCCCAGAUCCUACGAGCUCACACGAAAAGACAAACUGUUCAAGAACAUCGAGAAAAUGCAAUACUUCCGCGGCCUUAAACACUUCGACUUCAUACCCACUACGUUUCUCAUGCCUGCCGAGUUCAAAGAGCUCUGUACGGCGCAUUAUAGGACUAAAGGGCCGUGGAUAGUCAAGCCUGCUGCUUCUAGCAGAGGACGAGGGAUUUAUAUUGUUAAUACUCCCGAACAAAUCCCAAAAGGCGAGAACGUGGUAGUCGCCAAAUACAUAGACAAGCCACUCCUCAUAGGCGGCCACAAAUGCGACCUCCGCCUCUAUGUGUGCGUCACAUCCAUAGACCCACUACUCAUAUAUCUGUACGAAGAAGGCUUAGUACGAUUUGCGACUGUGAAAUAUGACAAGACGAAUAAGAAUCUUUGGAACCCGUGCAUGCAUCUGUGCAACUACAGUAUUAAUAAAUACCAUACGGAUUAUAUCAAAUGCGACGACCCAAACGCGGGCAACAUCGGCCACAAAUGGACGUUGUCCGCACUGCUGCGCCAUCUACGGAAGCAGGGCCGCAACACAACAGCCCUCAUGGCUUCCAUAGAAGAUCUAGUAGUCAAGUCUGUUCUGUCGUCUGCGCAGACCAUAACAGCCGCUGCGAGGGUGUUUGUGCCUAACUUCUUCAACUGCUUUGAGUUGUUCGGAUACGACAUCCUCGUCGAUGAUAUGUUGAAACCGUGGCUUCUUGAGAUCAACUUAUCACCCAGCUUAGCAUGCGAGAGUCCCCUGGACGCACGAGUGAAGUCAGCGCUUCUAGCUGACACGCUGACGUUAGUAGGCCUCCCGGCCGUGUCCAUGGGCAAAACGGAGGCAGCGCCGCAAAACUCGCUCAAGAUGAGGAUCGGAGCGGUAAGUACUAAGUACAUACAUACUGUAGUUACUUAUUUGGUAUUUAUCGAGGAGCUCGCGCCGCGCUCACCAGCGAGGGCGGUCCGAGCUCAGUACGCCAGGAGAGGCGGCUUCGUGCGCAUAUUCCCGAGCCAGAACAGCUGGCAGAAGUACGCGCAGUACCUCGACCCCGUCUCCGGCAUCCCCGUCUGCUCCACGUCCCUGAACAACAACGUGCCAUACAACGUGGUCCCGCACAACUACAACCUGCUGAUCCACGCGCACGUGCUGCCGCACUUCGCGCACGCCACCGCCGCCACCAGCGCCAGCACCAGCCUCGCGCCGCAGCCCAUGCCCACGCCCAACAGAUUAAAACGUUACGAGACAGUAACAAUAACCAGUACAGCGCCGGCCAUCAACUUGUCGGAGCACACGCCAGCACCCGCGCCCAACGACACACGACACGCCAAGACACUGGUCAAGAAACAGCUCGCCGACGGAAUGAGGCUCACGAUGGGCGAAGUCCGGCGCGCCUUCGGGCUCUACCUCACGCACAUCCUGAAGCGGAUCUCGUGCCCCUCCAACGAGCUGGGCGCCGCGCACGCCGGCCUCGUGCUGCGCUUCCUCAAGCGCGCCUCCAACACGCUGCGGAUGCCUUACAAUGUAAAGGGCCCGUCAGCCAAGAUGUGCGACAAGGACCGCUGCGCCGUCGUCGCUAAGCAGCUCAACGAUUUCCUCUACAUGUACUACCGCGAGACGGACCUAUACACCGACAGUGAAGACAGAGAGAACUGCGUGUCUAACAUCAACUUUGCGCAGUUCUUGUACUCUGCCAGCGAAGCAGACCUAGAAGACGUACUACUCCUCCAGCUAAAGAUGGAAAACUACGUGACUCUGUUCCUGAGCGACACCCGAGCGCCUUACUGUGUGGACCUGCCCCCGACCAAACUCAAUAGCACCGGCCGACACACACUACUCAAGUACCUCGCGUGUCUGGCUCCCAUCAAUACUAGGAGAUUCAGACCACCCUCCGACACAUCCAGCAACAAAAACGAGGCGGAGGACUCCCUGCACUCCUCGCUGCCCUCCUUCACCGACUCCGACGUCGUCAUCAAAGAGUCCAUGAAGCAGGAGAAACCGCUGCCCCAAGCCUUGAAGUACGCCAGGUCAUAGCACAGGGUUCUGAACCACUCUCUAACUUUACCGCGCAUUCGCUCUUGAGCUUAGUGUGAGGCUGAGUACACGCGUGCGGCGGGGCGGGUGACAGCGUGACCAAAAAGAUGAGAAACUAAAAAGGGCCAACAUCGUAGUGUCAUCCCGUUUCCUCACACAUAUUGAUUUGAAAGGGAUGAGACUACAUCUUUUUAAAAUCUACUUUUUUGGUCAAACUGUAUGAGCUUCCGUUUGAGAUGCACGCAUCACGCCCUGUCCCGUUGCACGCCCAGUAUGAACGUGCACUCAGGCCUAUCUAGUGUUGUGGCGGAAAAUUGUUCCAGCAUUAAGACGCAGCGUAGCGAAAACUGCAAUUCAAUUUUGAUGUUAAGACUACCUAGUCACUACUGGUGGCGGCAACUUAUUCCAGCAUUCAGAUGCAGCAUAAUGAAAACUGCUUCUAAAUGACUGAUGCUAGAACACCCUUCCUGCAUCAUUUACACGCGAUUGUUAGGGCGUUCAACAUGAAAGAAUAUGUGUAACUGUAAGGUAUAGACCAAAACUGAUAUCAACGUACAUAAUGGUCUUUGUCACAAAUCGUAGGUAGUCUAUUUAAUAAUAUAUUACAACGUACUUAUUUCAAUUCUGCCACGUCAAACGUUGUAGUAUUUUUAUUCUAAAUAUUUAAAAUAUCGGUUUUAAUACCGUUAAUGCUAGAGCGGACGCUUUAUGACAACGACAUAGUAUUUUAACGUCGAGUAAAAAUAUAAUAAACAAAUAAAUUUCAUAUGUGUGUGUCCAUUUGAAUGCAUUUGCUGCAUAGCAAGUUUAAUAACACACAGAUUAUUAUCAAGUUCAAUAAAUUAGAACAAUUAGGUAGCUCCAAGUAUUUACCGUAAUUGUAUUUCAUAAUAUUCUGUGGUAUUUUUCAGAAUCUCUUAGCUAUGCUUACCUCGCUUGAAAAUGGAUGUGAAAAUAUAAUAUAAGGAUAUUAUUUAAUUUAUAAAACCACGUGAUAAUAAAGGUUUAAUGUGAAGUUAGGCCGCUAGAUUUUGGCAGUGUUAGUUAAGAUUUUGAAAGAAAUUCGUAGGUAUUAUGAUUAAGACAGUUUUUGCGUGCGGAUUUGCACUACGCUCUGGUGUGCGAGGGGGACGAUACUAUGAAGGUUCAUCGCUCUGUCUCGCUUACACGCCGGCUUAUCAACUUGAUCUUGUAAAACCAAAUACAUACACAAACUCACAACUAUACUCCCAAAAUGGGUAAACAGAGCAUAUGAAACCGUUCAACUUUCAGUACUACUCAAGGAAAUAAAACAAAAUUGUGAUGUUGCAGUGACAGAUUGUUAACCCAUAGCCCACUCCACAGAUGAAACCUAUAGUCGAACUAACAUCACCCACAGAAAGAAAAGGGGUGGUGAAAUUCUUAACCCGUCACCACAGCGGAAAAGCCAAAUAUCAUGAGACUAGUAGUAGGGUAAAACUGGGCCACGUUAAUUAUGUUAAAUAUAAUAAAGAAAAACUGUAAGAGAAAAUGAGCUUAGCUAAAUUGGAUGUGACAACCGAAAACCUCGAUGUAGUACAUUUAACAGAUAACUUAGAUAUUUUUAUCUGAUUUAGAUGAAGAAAGACUAGAAACCUUUGAAACAUAGGCCGCAUAUCGACACUACUUUGAAAAAAUCUCGUAUCUCACGCUGCUCAAAGUUAAAACGCAGUAAGUCUAUAUGCAUUCCAUACAUACUUACUUCAAUUUUCUUUUCAUUGACAGACGAAGAUACAAGUUUUUUUUAAAGUAGUGACGAUAUGUUUCCUAGUUAAUUCAAACCUUACUUAAAUUGAAAGUGUGUUUGGAAAACUCAUAAUCAAAACUUAAAAACCUUGAUUAAAUUGUCAUAAUUAUAUCACCUUAACAUUAAAAUAGAUUCAUCCGUUUUGAGCUACUAUAAGAAUCUGAAGUGGUGUAAAGAUUAUUGAAAUUUAUCUUCUUUUUCAUAUCAGAUAGAGUAGGUAGGUCCAUCUGCCCCUCUAGCACUUCUUGCCUUGUCGCGCGCGAGUCUAUACUUGAAGUCGCGCUUGAUGUAUGGACUCGCGCGCUACAAUGCAAGUUGUGCUAAAGGGUCUGUUCUAAAAUUCGAAUUUUCUAAAUUAUCAACAAUUUGCAUUAUCUUGAAAUAAUAAUAUGUAGCUAAAUUAUAUUUUAAAAGUAAUUUGAAAUUAAUGGAUCCAUCUUGAUCCCUAAGCUAAGAUUUGUCCUACGCAAAAUACAUGAUUUAUGUUACCUCUCAGUAUUUUACCAAAGAGAAUUCAAGAUACCUAUUCAGAACAACAUUAGGAAAACAGGUUUUUUCCUCACCGCUAGAAUGGAUAAAAAUGACGCAUUACACACAGAACACAGUGUUAUUAACUUGCAGUAUGUGUCAAAACUAUUUCCACCUUGAACGUUAGCUCUUGAAUCCCUCACUACGCUCAGGAUUCUAUUUUAAGAUCCCUCGCUUUGCUUGGGAAUCAAUUAUAAUGUAAUCCUUCGCUUCGUUCAGGAUUCAUAAAACGCUUUUGAUUACGUCAAUUGCAAUUUUUGCUUCCUUGUGACACAAUCUUUUAACAAGAUAGUACAAUAGCCAUCAUAUAUAUCAGAGCGGCCGGAGCUUGCAAAAAUAUCUGAACACGUUCUAUCAUCUUGACAAUAGAGGCGCGUAGAUAUUUGUGGGCACCUUUACCGCUGCGAUAUUUCUGAAGGCGAACAAUUUGAAUCCUAAGUCACUCUAGGACCUUGUCUUAUUGAUACAGUAACAAUAAGUACAAUAAGUCACUUUGACGUUUACUGUGAAAAGGUUCUACAGUCUAUGAUUCAAAUUGGUUGACUGUACACCCCUCUAGACUUAGCAUAGAUCAUACGGUGCUAGAACCAUCAAAGACGCUACGGGUAAUAUUUUAUUGGCCAACCAUUACCAAAAGUAUUACAUUGUAUAUUUAAUCUGAAAUGCGUUAAUUUUAUUAAAGAUUUAUUUUUUUAUAAUUUUACUACUCAUUAUGAAAUGAAACUGAUGAGCAGACGUCGAAUUUGGCUAGACGAGAGUGCUCAAAAAUAUAUCAAAGAUGUAUCCUAGUAUAAUAGAGAAUCAACUUUAACCCGCAUUAGAUCUGAUUCAUUAAUUUAAACUUUGAUUGACAAUUCUCCUGAUUUAUUUUAUUUAAGGUAACGCUAGAGACGUGAGACCUAUCAGGUUAAAAGUUGAUUCGCCUACCUAUUGUAUUAUAAACUAGACAGCCCCUAUUAUUUCCACUCUUUUUUGCCAGGCCGAGAAUUGAUGCCAAUGUAAUUCACCAAACAUUAUUUUAUGUAUUCUGUAAGAUAGAAGAUACGUCAUGCUUCCCGUACUUAAAUAGCUUCAAUUGUAAGACGAAUGUUAGAAGUGCUAUGCAAGUAGGUACAUAAUUAUAUGGACUGAGAUAUAACGAGCUAAUAACAAAGGUUGUUCUACAAACUUAAUAUAUUUAGCCGCUUUGCGUUUUCGUAGCUUCAAAUACUUAGUUAUUCAUUGGUUAAACCAUAUUCUACAUCUCAUGCAGACAUUAAAUAAUUAUAACAAGUUACAUACAUUUCAUAGUGUUGACAAGCAACUUUGAUUUUGCGUUACUAUAUUUAAAAACCUAUUUUUUUAUUUUAUUAACCAUGAAUUUUUUUUACCUACCUACCAUUGGCUGUGUCAAACAUGAUAGUACUUUUAUUUCCUGGCUAGCGAAAUAGAAUAACAAGCAAAACUAAAUCCACUCAAUUUAUCAAAAUUCCAAGUGUUUAAUUAAUAGUCAAAUAAUUUACAAUUAAUAUUUAAUGAGUAUUUUUAAUUUGCGUGACUGUAAAGGGCGGCUCCGCUUCUAAAGCAGAUUUAAUUACAUUUGAUUUUUUUGUUAAGUUUUUUUGUAUUAUUAUAAUUGCAUGUUAGCAGUAAGCAAGCCUACCAUUAAAAAGUUUAAAUCUGUAUUCAUUUUCAGUCAGUAUUAAAAAUACCGUUAUAUUAAACAUGUAUAAAGAUGGUUUUGUGUCCUUUGACACAUCAGAGUUUUAGGAAUUGAGGUAUUAUUUUUUUAUAAUUAUAAAUUUUCUUAUAUUUUAUUUGUUUAGCCGCGCUCUUUGCAUCUUAUGUACUCAAGUAGCCGACGCAAUAUAUUAGUGUUCAUUAGCAUAGGUACGAUUUAGCAUAGUGUUAGUGAUGCGAAAACCGAUGCUAGUCCGGAUAGGUCACACCUAGGCUACAGGCGUCAAAGUUUAUUUAUUUACAUCCCUAGUCCAUAGCUUGUCGCGGUAUAAGUAUUGCAAGCACUAUAUAAUAGACUUUCAUCAUUUGACCACCAUGUGUCGGACAUAGUCACCAAAUUUUAUAAUUUAAACCUUGGUACCUACCAUCUACAAAAAAAAAUAGUCCUGUCUCUCAAAUAUUUUUGCCACACUCAAUGUAUUUUAAAAAUGCUUGGAAUACUUUUACUGACCAUCAAAAUUAGCAUAUGAAAGAUUCAUUAUAUUUUAUGUACAGUAAAACUUAUUUCUACUCGCAGCAAAUUGAUAUGUUUUAAUUAAAAAUAUAAUAGUUUUAACAAGUUAAAUAAAAUUGUACUUAACUAAUUGUAGGCAUAUACCAAAUUUGUAUUUACUGUAAACAAGUAUUUUUAGAAAUUGCAAUGAAUGUACAUUUUACCGAUUCAUCCAUUCUGCGGAGUUCAAUAAUUAUACAUGAGGUCGGAGGAUACACAUGAUGGACAGAUUUUAAUAAUCAAAUAGUUUGUAUUGUAUCUUACUAAAUGCCUUUGGAUUCUAUAUUGAUUACUUAACGUUUAAAGCUAAAAUAAUAUAUGUUCACAAGAUUAUAUACUUACUGUUAAUAUUUUAAAAUCUACAGCUUGGAUCUUCUGCUUUCCAAAAAAAAAAUACAUUUAGUAAUGAUUGUCAAGCUUUCCCCAAUGUAUGAUAUAAAUUUUAAAUAUAUUAAAAAUGUAUUCCAUGAUUUGAUCUCCAUUAUUAUUUUAAAUGAUAACCAAAUUGUAUUAUUUUUAUAUUAUUCUUAAAUACUUGCUGAGCCUUGUGCCAUAUGCAUGCCACAAAAUGUUUUAUGCAUAUGUGUGCCAUAUGUAUAACACUAAUUUGUUACCGCAAUGUUUUAAGCAUAAAAUAUUACAAUAAUAUUAGAGAAGCUUUGCUCCGCCAAGUACAAAAUGAUGAAUUUAGUAUCCACCAGAAAUUUUAUCUCAUACUGUGAAAUAUAUUUUGAGCUAAUAAAUUGAACAUUUCA